Betta splendens (Siamese fighting fish) is the source of this 1029-nucleotide messenger RNA. It is a transcript of the gene plekhg2, whose product is annotated as pleckstrin homology domain containing, family G (with RhoGef domain) member 2. The transcript is spliced from 9 exons. The record is from RefSeq and is a predicted model, not a curated record. NCBI's taxonomy places the organism in Eukaryota, Metazoa, Chordata, Actinopteri, Anabantiformes, Osphronemidae. Gene Ontology annotation, molecular function: guanyl-nucleotide exchange factor activity. The annotation marks the transcript as partial.
CUGGGUGAAUGUGUCCACAGCUCCGUGGCCGUUCUGAGGGACUGCACCAAGCACCAGAGUCUGGCUCGCUUCUUCCAGGAGCGACAGGCGACUCUGAACCACUCCUUGCCUCUGGAGACCUACCUGCUCAAACCAGUGCAGAGGAUCCUCAAGUACCACCUGCUGCUACAGGAACUUUCCAAGCACUUUGACAAGAGCGAACCUGGAUAUGAGGUGGUGGAGGACGCCAUCAUCACCAUGACGGCCGUGGCGUGGUACAUCAACGACAUGAAGAGGAAGCAGGAGCACGCGGUGCGGCUGCAGGAGAUCGAGUCCCUGCUGGUGAACUGGAGCGGGCCGGACCUGGGCGGCUUUGGGGAGCUUGUCCUGGAGGGUUCCUUUAAGGUCCACAGAGUCAAGAAAGAGAGAGCGUUCUUCCUGUUCGAUAAGAUGCUGCUGAUCGCCAAGAAGAAGCUGGAGCACUUUGUCUACAGCACGCACAUAUUCUGUUGCAACCUGCUGCUCGUAGAGUCUCUGAAGGAUCCGCUGUGCUUCAAGGUGUCAGACCAGACCAUCCCCAAACAGCAGCACAUGGUCCAGACGAAGAACCAGGAGGAGAAGAGGCUGUGGGUUCACUACCUCAAGAGACUGAUCGUAGAAAACCACCCUGCCUCGCUUCCACAGAAGGCAAGGCAGGUUCUGGGAGACAACUUCUGUCACUCUCCACAAUUUGAGCAGGACGACCUAAAGAAGAUGGUGGCGUCGCCUCGCCUAGACGAUGUGCACGGCUUCCACCGAGGCCGACGCCAGUCAAGUCAGGAGUCUUCAGAUCAGCUGAUCUACACACCAGACAAGUCCAGGAAGAGUCUGCCACUGUUGCUGGACGGAAACCUGUCUUACAGACGCACCAGGAGACAGUCAGCUCCAGCUAAAGACAUCGAGGCAGCGUUUCAUCCCAACGGUGAGAACAAGUCUUAAUCAAACGCUGACCAGCUCCAGACAUGUGUCAUGUUGUCUAUGUCAGUGACAUCACAGUAACAUGUCCAUCUC